Messenger RNA from Microthlaspi erraticum, 567 nucleotides. The record is from the annotation of a GenBank genome assembly. NCBI's taxonomy places the organism in Eukaryota, Viridiplantae, Streptophyta, Magnoliopsida, Brassicales, Brassicaceae.
AUGUUAGCCAACAGUGAUAAAGUUUCAGAGGUCCUACAAGAGUCUACUCAUCAGUUCAACCUGCUUACUUCACCCACCUUCCUACCAAAGGUCAAGGAUCAAGGGAAAUUCACUCUCCCUUGCACACUUGGGCAUCUUGAGAUUGACAAUGCCUUAGUGGAUUCUGGAGCAAGCAUCAAUCUGAUCUCUCUCUCCAUGGCAGAGAAGCUAGGCAUAGCUGGAGCCUUGCAGCGCCCUACUACUUCAAUCAUCUUUGGAGAUGCAACUACUAAGUCUCCUCUUGGAGUGUUCAAGAACUAUCACUUGAAAAUUGGAGAAUGCAUCAUCCAAACUGAUCUCACUGUGAUGGAAAUGGAAGAAGAGAAGGAUUUGCCUUUGUUAUUGGGAACCCCUUUCCUUAGUACAGUUGGCGCUUCAAUUGACUUUCACAAGCAAGAAGUGAUCCUUCACAAGGUGAAUAGUUUGGUGUCAUAUCGCUUGCAGCCUAGAGGUUCAGACUUUUGUGCCACAAUUGACAGUAACGAAGUUAAAGGAGCUUCUGUCUCAAGUCCUCACUAUCACCCUUGA